This is a messenger RNA of Ipomoea triloba (trilobed morning glory), 1728 nucleotides long. Its product is annotated as protein NRT1/ PTR FAMILY 1.2-like. Gene Ontology annotation, biological process: transmembrane transport. The coding region runs from base 1 to 1728 and encodes 575 amino acids. Gene Ontology annotation, cellular component: plasma membrane. The transcript has 4 exons. The record is from RefSeq and is a predicted model, not a curated record. Gene Ontology annotation, molecular function: transmembrane transporter activity. Lineage: Eukaryota; Viridiplantae; Streptophyta; Magnoliopsida; Solanales; Convolvulaceae.
AUGAUAAAGGGAUCGGAGAAUGGCGGAAGUGCAAUUGCCAUGCCUCUCUUACAAAUUUCUCAUUCUUCAAAGGGUGGCUUCACUACCUUGCCUUUCAUCAUCGGAAAUUCGGCAUUUAUGAAUAUGGCGUCAAGCGCCGUAGCGGCUGACAUGAUAGUGUAUUUGAUGAGAGAGUAUCAUAUGGAUAUGGCUUCUGGUUCGAAUUUGAUCUAUUUUUGGUCCGCGCUCACAAAUGUUGCACCUGUAAUCGAAGCUUGCAUGGCAGAUUCUUCUGUUGGUCGGUUUCGAAUGAUUGGAUUUGGUUCUGUUCUUUGCUUCCUGGGGACGACACUACUUUGGGUAUUAACCGUGAUUCCACAAGCAAGGCCGUCUCCCUGCAGUGAAUCAACGGACAACAUUUGCAGAUCCGAAGCGACAACUCUCCAACUGUUUCUCCUAUGCACUAGUCUGGUUCUGAUGUCGGUUGGGUGGGGCGGGAUGAAAACAUCCUUAGCAUUUGGUGCCGACCAGUUGAAGAAUUUACAGACUAAGGCGGUGGGCGUAAUGGAGGGCUACUUCAGCUGGUACUAUGCCGUGUCUGCGUUGUCUAUCAUUGUUGCUAUGACUGGUCUGGUUUAUAUCCAAGAGAACAUGGGAUGGGAAUUAGGCUUUGGCGUUCUUGUUGUGUUCUCUUUCCUCGCCGCUCUCUCCUUCUUCCUUGGAUCUCCAUUCUAUGUCAAACCCAAGCCCAAGAAAAGCUUAAUCACCGGAUUCAUUCAAGUCAUCGUUGCCUCUUACAGAAACAGACAUCUCCACAUUUCAUCAUCAGGUCAAAAGGACAGUAGUGUAUCCUAUCAUUCGCAGGGCACUAAGCCGAUUCUCCCUACCCAAACACUGAGGUUCCUUAACAAGGCGUGCAUUGUAGAAGAUCCUCAACGAGACUUAACCUGGGAUGGGCGAGCAGUGGAUCCUUGGAGGCUGUGCAGGGUGGAUCAAGUAGAGGAGCUGAAAGCGUUGAUAAGGGUGAUCCCAAUAUGGAUGACAGGUGCGAUAAUGUCAAUAAACGCAAACCAAUCUUCAUUUGCCGUGCUUCAAGCGACCUCCAUGGAUCGCCACAUCGGACCAAACUUGGAAAUCCCAGCAGGCUCGGUCACCAUAUUCGCCUUUGUAUCCGUCAUCAUCUGGAUCGUGGCGUACGACCGACUGAUCAUCCCCGCAGCGUCAGGAAUCGUUGGGAAGCCCGUCCAUUUCAGCACGAGAUCAAGAAUGGGAUUCGGGCUCGUGCUUUCAUUCUUGUCAAUGGUAGCGAUGGCGGCGGUGGAAGGGAUGAGGCGGGGCGCGGCGGUGAAGGAGGGCAGCGCCGCCAUGUCCAUACUGUGGGUGGCGCCGCAGUACGCACUUCUGGGAUUGGGAACCGGCAUUAAUGGAAUCGCGCAGAAUGAGUUCUACAUUUCGGAGUUCCCGGAGAGCAUGUCGGGGAUAGCAUCCAAUCUGUCGGACCUGGGCGCGGCGGUGGGAACUUUGCUAGCCAGCAUGGUAAUGAGCAUCAUCAAUGAGUUGAGCGGAAGAGGCGGGCAACAGAGCUGGAUAGCAAGCAACAUAAAUGAAGGCCAUUACGACUACUUCAACUGGGUUGUUGCUGGAUUAAGUAUGCUUAACUUUGUUGUAUUUCUUGUUUUUAGGAAGGCUUUUGGACCUUGUAGAGACGAGGUGAUAGACGCCGCGGUUGUUGUUGAAGAAGGGGAUUGA